Pedinophyceae sp. YPF-701 is the source of this 792-nucleotide messenger RNA. The record is from the annotation of a GenBank genome assembly. NCBI's taxonomy places the organism in Eukaryota, Viridiplantae, Chlorophyta, Pedinophyceae.
AUGCCCUUGGAAGAUGAGGAGGUCGGGGGCUGGGUGAGCUUCGAGGGCGCGCAGCCAGUGGGUGGCGCGCGAGAGUCCGAGGGAAGCGGAGAGGACGUCGCUGGGUACCAGCCUCUCCUCCAGAGCGACGCACCACACGACGAGGCCGCAGACGGUGGACAGGUGCAGUCGCGACCAGGGGGCGGGCAGCAGGGCACAGCGCAGCCCCCAGAAGAGGAGGGCUGGGCAACUUUCAGCAACAAAGACCAGUUUUUCACGCGAACGGGCGGCUGGGCGGCCGUCGAGAGCGACCUCGCAUCCAUCGAGGUCGCGCUCGCCGCCAUGGGGCCCGGAGGUGUCAGCGCGGGCGCAGCCACGCCCGCUACACACGACGUCCAGGCCGCCGCAACUCGCCUCUCGUCCGCCGCCGCUGCGAGCCGCGCGAGGGAGCAGGUGACGCGGUCCCGAGCGCUACAGGAGGCGAUGCAAGCCGUCGGGAACGCGUUCCGGCCGGGAGAUGGGGCCGGCGCAGUCGGCGAUGCCGAGCGCGACGGCGACGGCGCGCACAGCGCGCAGGGGGCGUUCUCGCUGCACUCGGAGGCGCCUAUGCCCGCGGCGCACAAACAGAGGAUCGUGGACGCGAUGGCGAACGUCAAGCUCGAGUUCCAGCCGGCGUGGGCGAAGCCGAGCGUUGGCGGGGUCAGCGAGGACGCGUGGAUGAGGAUCCUGGCGGACAAGCGAGCACAGGAGGGUGCAGCCGUGGCGCGGGGCGACGAGGGCGCUGCCGGUGCGGAGCGCAGGGCGGCCGACUAG